Messenger RNA from Lytechinus variegatus (green sea urchin), 1565 nucleotides. RefSeq names its product alcohol dehydrogenase class-3 chain L-like (gene adh5). Gene Ontology annotation, cellular component: cytosol. The record is from RefSeq and is a predicted model, not a curated record. Lineage: Eukaryota; Metazoa; Echinodermata; Echinoidea; Temnopleuroida; Toxopneustidae. Gene Ontology annotation, molecular function: S-(hydroxymethyl)glutathione dehydrogenase [NAD(P)+] activity; zinc ion binding. Gene Ontology annotation, biological process: formaldehyde catabolic process. Bases 44 to 1282 code for a protein of 412 amino acids. The transcript is spliced from 10 exons.
CCACCGCCUCGCCGCAUACGAUACCACAUGUUCGCUGCGCUGCAUGCACUGCAUUGAAAGUUUUGAGUGGAGUCUGAAGAACAAAUUGUCCGCUUCAUCAAAGCUAAACUUUACGGGUUCAGAAACUGAACAGGAUUUCUAUACUGACAUGGCUGAUACAGUUGGAAAGACAAUCACUUGCCGUGCUGCAGUAGCAUGGGAGCCCAAGAAACCUCUCUCUCUUGAGGAGGUUGAAGUGGAACCUCCAAGGAAGGGGGAAGUUCGCAUCAGGAUCACGGCUACUGGUGUGUGCCACACCGAUGCUUAUACGCUCAGCGGAGCCGACUCCGAGGGCAAAUUUCCCUGCAUCCUCGGCCACGAGGGAGGUGGCAUCGUCGAGAGUAUCGGCGAGGGCGUCACUUCCGUCAAACCCGGCGACCACGUUGUACCUCUUUACAUUCCACAGUGCUAUGAUUGCAAGUUUUGCAGGAGCAAGAAGACCAACCUGUGUAGUGUCGUCAGAUCUACCCAAGGAGCUGGAGUGAUGCCUGAUGGGACCUCUCGUUUCACCUGCAAGGGACAGACUGUUUACCACUUCAUGGGAACUUCCACAUUCACAGAAUACACCGUCGUUGCUGAAAUUUCAGUCGCCAAGGUGAAUGAGAAGGCCCCACUGGACAAGGUUUGUUUGUUGGGUUGCGGUAUUACCACCGGUUAUGGAGCUGCCCUCAAUACAGCUAAGGUGGAGGAAGGUUCCGCCUGUGCAGUGUGGGGUGUUGGCUGCGUAGGUCUAGCCGUGAUCAUGGGAUGUCAGGCUGCCGGUGCUUCAAGAAUCAUCGCUGUGGACAUCAAUUCAGAUAAGGAAAAGAUUGCUAGACAGUUUGGUGCAACCGAGUUCUUUAAUCCCAAGGAUCACGACAGACCUUCACAACAGGUCUUGGUGGAAAUGACCGAUGGCGGUCUGGAUUAUACAUUUGAGUGCGUCGGGAAUAUCCACACCAUGCGUGCUGCUCUUGAGAGCUGUCAUAAGGGAUGGGGCGUGUCCACGAUCAUCGGGGUAGCUGCUGCAGGUCAGGAGAUCUCUACCCGGCCAUUUCAACUGGUUACGGGGCGCACCUGGAAGGGAACAGCAUUCGGAGGGUUCAAGUCUCGUGAUGGAGUACCUCAGCUGGUCGACAAGUACAUGGAUGGAAAGCUCAAAGUUGACGAGUUUAUCACGCACACUCUGCCAUUCGAUAAAAUAAAUGAAGCCUUCGAUCUGAUGCAUGCUGGGAAGAGUGUUCGAGCAAUAGUGAACUUCUAGAUUAAACUUCCAGAGAAACUCCACCAAGCCUCUUCAGUACCUUCCAUAACGAAGCAAUGAUUAUUUCGGGUCAAAUUUAACUUCAUUUUGGGUCAAAUAUAACAUCAUUUUUAUUAUUCUAGGACAUUUGUUCCAGCAACCAUUCUGCACAUUUAAACUACAGUGAAUUGUAGUCUGGGUCAUAAUUCUAAUCCUGAUCAAUUACCAUUGCAGUAUUCUGAAUAAAAAAUCCUAUCGCAGACCUAACCCUUCUAUUCACAGGGAUGCUACAUUUCAGACUUAU